UGGCAAAACGAAAGAAUCAGAACGGAAAAAGUGUGUCAGCGAAAUCCACGAACUGAUGAAAGGAAAAGUGAAAGAAUUGAUCUUUGCGCAUGACACAUGUCGAGUUGUGGAAUGCCUGUUCGCCUGCGCAGGGGCUGACAUACGCACAGCACUGUUCGAGGAGCUCACACCAGAGAUCGUUCGCAUGGCAAAAUCGAAAUACGCGCGAUUCUUUCGUCAAAUUAUAUUUAAUGCAUUUUGCGGGCACUGUGUUUCGCUGCUGAGGAUUGCACCCGCAUCAGCGAUCCUGGAAGCGGCAUACAACGACUAUGCAAACGCAUUGCAACGCUUCAAUAUUAUCAUAGAGUUCUAUGGCGCCGAUUUUCCUCUUUUUAAGGUUAGCAAUCCCCCUAAAAUUGAGGAGAAAUUUUGUUUGUUGACAAGGUUUGUAUUUUAGCU
Messenger RNA from Gongylonema pulchrum, 438 nucleotides. The record is from the annotation of a GenBank genome assembly. NCBI's taxonomy places the organism in Eukaryota, Metazoa, Nematoda, Chromadorea, Rhabditida, Gongylonematidae.